Molecule: messenger RNA, 2847 nt
Organism: Cyprinus carpio (common carp)
Lineage: Eukaryota; Metazoa; Chordata; Actinopteri; Cypriniformes; Cyprinidae
Gene: fars2
Product: phenylalanyl-tRNA synthetase 2, mitochondrial
Exons: 7
Coding region: 373-1809 (478 amino acids)
Biological process (GO): phenylalanyl-tRNA aminoacylation
Cellular component (GO): mitochondrion; cytoplasm
Molecular function (GO): phenylalanine-tRNA ligase activity; ATP binding; tRNA binding
Source: RefSeq, a predicted model, not a curated record
GACACAAUAAUGUAGCAUGUUGCUUUUAAAAGUAACGUUCCCAGGUCGCUGAAACAUUGUGCUAGGUAGCAGACAGCAGUCAGCAGAUGCAGAAUAUGCCAUUGGCAGCAUUUCUCUCAGUAUGACCUGUUGUAUACUUUCUCACAUUAGUGAUUCUGUUUGCUGCCCAUUGGACCUUUCUGUGAUGCCAGCUCAUUUGAGGGUGACCUGGCUCUGCAUGGAUCCGCUGGUGCCCACAGCGACUGAACACACGCAGGCCAAUCAGGCCCGGGCACAGGCGUAUGGCACAACCUCCACGCCAACCUGGCUCUCUCAAAAUAGCAUGGGGACCAGAGCGGGAGGGAAAAUAAAUGUCAUGCCAUCUGAUUCCCAAUGCCAGUGGAAUUACAAUCCAGCGGCAUGAAUGAGGGCGAGACCCACACAGAACCAACUCGUGGAUCAGCUACGAUGACAUUUUACAAGACUCUCCUCAAACACAUCCGUCACUGGCCGGCUAACUGGCAUCGGACCGGUCCUCUCGCCCUGUCCCACAAACUCAACCCCUGCAGGGGUCUGUUGACGGACGGCUCCGCUGCUCGGCCGCGGAUUACUGAAAACUCAGUAGAAGUUUUCAGCCAUGUCUACCCGCGAGAUGACAUGACCAAUGUGACAGAUAAAAUCUUGUCUAAAGUUGGCUGCCAGCUUCACAACCGACCGCACCACCCCUUGUGGCUUAUUAAAGAACGCAUCAAAGACCAUUUCUACCGCUCCUACAUCGGACGCACGGGAAACCCGCUCUUCUCCGUACAUGACAACCUCAGCCCGGUAGUGACGGUGGAGCAGAACUUCGACAGUCUGCUCAUUCCUCCAGAGCAUCCCAGUCGGAAAAAAGGAGACAAUUACUACCUGAACCGCACACACAUGCUGUGGUCCCACACCUCCGCCCAUCAGAAGGAGCUGGUGCGCUCAGGUCUGGACCGCUUCCUGCUGGCUGGAGAUGUGUACAGACGAGAUGAGAUCGACUCCAACCACUAUCCUGUCUUCCAUCAGAUGGAGGGAGUGCGGCUUUUCUCAAACCAUGAGCUGUUUGCUCGAGUGGAGAAUGGUGAGGAGCUGUCUUUGUUUGAGAGCGGUGGCCGCCGCACGCCUCAGAAACAGGAGACGCACACGCUGGAGGCUGUCAAACUUGUGGAGUUCGAUCUGAAACAGGCUCUCACUCGCCUCAUGCGACACCUUUUUGGGGAAGAUUUGGAGAUCCGCUGGGUGGACUGCUACUUCCCUUUCACACAUCCCUCCUUCGAGAUGGAGGUGCGCUUCCAGGGAGACUGGUUGGAGGUGCUGGGCUGUGGGGUGAUGGAGCAGGAACUGGUCUGCUCAGCUGGUGCUGGGAAUAAGAUGGGUUGGGCGUUUGGUCUGGGGCUGGAGAGGCUGGCCAUGGUUCUGUUCGGCAUCCCUGAUAUCCGACUUUUCUGGAGCGAGGAUGAACGCUUCCUCAAGCAGUUCCGCCUGUCUGACAUCUACCAGCCCGUCAUCUUCCAGCCUCUCAGUAAGUACCCAUCGCUCUUCAAUGACAUCUCUUUUUGGCUGCCGGCCGAAGGUUACACGGAAAACGACUUCUACGACCUGGUGCGCAGCAUCGGAGGAGAUCUAGUGGAGAAGGUCACGCUGGUGGACGAGUUCACACAUCCAAAAACAAAGAGAGUGAGCCACUGUUACCGUGUCACGUACCGUCACAUGGAGAGGACUCUGACCCAAGAAGAAGUGCGUAUCAUCCACGGAGCCAUUGAGCAGGCAGCAGAAAAAGAGCUUGGAGCGCAGGGAAGAUACUGAGCUUUCCCAACAACCAUCACGACAGUCUUCCACCUUCCAUGAUGGGAUUCACAGAUGUAGUCACAUCUCUCUGUGGUGGCAAAUUAUAAUGUGGAAACUCUCAUCGACAACUACACUUAGUUAGAGACUACAUCUGCAGUUUCUUAAAAUAACACUUCACCUAAAAAUUAAAAUAAUGUCACUAUUUAUUCACCAUCAUGUCCCUAUAAGGAGAAUUUUGAAGCAGCCUUUUUCCAAACAAAACAUCAUGAAAGGGAUAGUUCAGGCAAAAAUGAAAACUCAGUCAUCAUUUACUCGCAUUCUUGUCAUUCCAAACCUGUAUUGACAUAAAUCUGAAGAUAUUUUUUGAAGAAAGUUGGUAACCAAUCAGUUUUGGUGAUCAUUGAUUUCCAUUGCAUUGACUUUUGACUUCCACUGUGUUCCAUACUGGUUUAAAAUUAAGGGGGAAAUGAUGACAGAAGUUUCUUUUUUUGACAAACCAUCCCUUUAAAACUUAAUUUUUGAGCUCUGAGUGACUAUUUUUGAUGCUUUUACAGAGGUUUUAUGAUACAUUUUUGGAGCUUGACAGACGUGGACACCAUAAACUGAAACUGCAAUAAAACAGUGAGAAAAUGAAAUGAGAGUGGGUGAAUAAUGACAGAAUUACAGUUUAGGAAGAAUCGUGCCUUAAACAUUUGCAAGAUUUGACCUUGAAAUAACCUUUUGGUCAUAAUAACCUCUCUAGGCCUGAUUGAUUCAUCCAACUUCCCAAGCUGGCACGAACUUCAUCAUGGCACAAACAGCCGGAUUUAACACAAAUAUCAAACAGGCCUUUUAUGCACCUGGAUCCGUGCCAGCCUGAUGAUAAGCAGGAAACUAGAGCUCUCAUUUCUACAUUUCUGUUUUCUCAAGGAAGAUAUGAGGUAGCCUGUAAUGAGCUGCUGCCUGGAAAUUACCAAGAUAAUGAAACGCUUCCUCAAAGUCACUCCACAGUAAAAUGGCAAAAAGGAGGUUAACAGGUCACCAUUUGUGGUAGAAAAUAAAAGUGUUGAGGUGUAA